This is a messenger RNA of Chelonus insularis, 1857 nucleotides long. It is a transcript of the gene Cox10, whose product is annotated as Cytochrome c oxidase assembly factor 10. Lineage: Eukaryota; Metazoa; Arthropoda; Insecta; Hymenoptera; Braconidae. The record is from RefSeq and is a predicted model, not a curated record. Gene Ontology annotation, biological process: heme A biosynthetic process. Gene Ontology annotation, molecular function: protoheme IX farnesyltransferase activity. The transcript has 6 exons. Gene Ontology annotation, cellular component: mitochondrion; mitochondrial membrane. Bases 247 to 1485 code for a protein of 412 amino acids.
UGUGUCACUUGAUAUAUGAACGCAAUAUAAAAACGCAUGUGUCUAAAUUUAUUUAUAUCUCAUGCUCAAAAUUUUGUGAGUUAUCUAUAGUUAUGUGAUAAAAGAUUUAAAUUAUAUAAAUAAUCUUAUGGAUUAUCAUGGCAUAUAAGUCACUAAUUGCUCCAAACAUAAAAUAACCUUUUUUAACAUUACAAAGUAAUGUGUUUUCAGAAUGACAAUUGAUUAAUAACAAUUUAUAAACUGAUCAUGAUAUUCAUCUUGACUCCUUUAAGACUCUGUAAAUAUAAAUCAUAUUCUUUACAAAAAUUUAUCGCUGUAACAUAUUCAACAAAAGUAGCACCAAAAGAAUUACCAAAAUUAAAAGAGAAACCAUGGAUCACAUCACCUAAUUCUAAAUCUCAUCUAAGGAUAAAACCCGCAGCUUUAUCACCACCCGAAGCAGUAUUAUCAAAUAUCAAUUUUUCAGAGAUUCCACUUGAAACUACAAAAAGAAAAAAGGAAGAAUGGAAGGAUAUAAAAUUGGAUUAUUCCAAACUUCACAAGUACUGUCUGAUGCUAUCAAAAAUACGUUUAACCUCUUUAGUAGUUAUAACAACAAUGGGUGGUUAUGUAAUAGCACCAGGUGUUUUCGAUCCAUACACUUUUAUAAUGUGUUCAGUUGGUACAGGACUAGUAUCAGCAACAGCUAAUUCUGUUAAUCAAUUUUUUGAAGUACCUUUCGAUGCUCAAAUGUCUAGAACGAAAAAUAGAGUUUUAGUAAGAGGUUACCUCACUCCCGGACAUGCAAUCCUUUUUGCAGCAGCAUCUGGAAUAGCAGGACUUUCUUUACUUAAUUUUCAAGUAAAUGGCUUAACUGCUGCUCUUGGUGCUACCAAUCUUAUUUUAUAUACGCUUAUUUAUACUCCAAUGAAAAGAGUUUCUAUCCUCAAUACGUGGGUGGGAUCUAUAGUUGGAGCUAUACCACCAUUAAUGGGUUGGGCUGCUUGUACAGGUGACAUUUUAGCACCAGGAGCUUGGAUAAUGUCUGGAAUAUUAUAUGCCUGGCAAUUUCCUCAUUUUAACGCUUUAUCGUGGAAUUUAAGACCUGAUUAUUCACGUGCCGGUUAUCGAAUGAUGGCUGUGACUAAUCCUGAUUUGUGCCGGAAGACGGCUUUAAGAUAUACAGCGGUACUUACCGGUCUCUCAUAUCUUGCGCCAAUUUUAGAUGUUACCAAUUGGUCGUUUGCAAUCUUAUCUACACCACUCAAUACAUACUUCCUUUAUUUAGCCUGGCGAUUUUAUAAAGAAUCAGAUAGUGCGAAUUCUCGAAAACUAUUCAGAUUUUCUUUAAUUCAUCUACCCUUACUGAUGAUCAUGAUGUUAUGUAGCAAGAAACAUUGGAGCACAAAAAAAGAUACAUUAGAACAAUUAAACCAUAAAGAUAUAGAAAAGGGUGGUAGCAGAUUUGAUAGUUUAUAUCAAAUCUUUGCUACUCCACAUGCUUAGAUAAUUAUAUAUUGCAGUGAUAAAGUGUACAUGUGUAAAAUAAUAAUUAUUUAUUAUAAAUUCGAAUUAUAGGCGUCUUGUAUAUAAAAUACAAGUUAAAUAAUGUUGGAAGAUUUUAAUACAUAUGUACAUAAUAUUUAUUUAAAAUAUUUUGUAGCAAGUCCUUUGUCAUGUCAAACUUUUUGCAUCAUUUCUUUUAAGGGUAAAUUGAAUUGCCAUUUGUCGACGUGUUUUUGUUAAGUUUCUAUGACCUGUACAAUCUAGGUUCUCAUUAAAGCACUUGUUCCUACAGCACUGACGGCAGAGCUUGUAUUCACACUUGGAGCCCUGUGAAAAAUUUUUUUAAAGUUAAUAUAAAGAGCUUGCCAUUAA